Molecule: messenger RNA, 2827 nt
Organism: Tremella mesenterica DSM 1558
Lineage: Eukaryota; Fungi; Basidiomycota; Tremellomycetes; Tremellales; Tremellaceae
Exons: 12
Coding region: 120-2648 (842 amino acids)
Biological process (GO): ubiquitin-dependent protein catabolic process
Molecular function (GO): protein binding; ubiquitin protein ligase activity
Source: RefSeq, a predicted model, not a curated record
CCAUUUUGUGGAUCUAUCCUUGUAUCCAUACAUCUUUGUCCCUUCUCUCAAGUCACCUGGCUAUCGACGAACAUCAUCUAUAGACGUUACGGUAGAAGAGAAAGAGUGGAGUAGACAAGAUGGUACAGCCUGACAGAGCAAAUUUGUCUCGGACUAUACGUAUAACCAUCGUCGCUGCUGAUUCACUCAUCAAACGAGAUAUUCUCCGUCUGCCAGAUCCCUUUGCGCUAGUUUCCGUGGAUGGAGAGCAGAUUCACACGACUUCAGUCAUCAAAAGGACUUUGAACCCCUAUUGGAAUGAACAUUUCGAUAUUACCGUCAAAGAUUCUUCCGUUGUCGCUGUACAAAUUUUCGAUCAACGGAAGUUUAAGAGAAAGAAUGAUCAGGGUUUCUUAGGUGUUAUCAAUAUCAAAGUUUCUGAUGUAAUCGAUUUCGAACUGGGUGGCCAAGAAAUGCUCACUCGUGAAUUGAAAAAAGGUUCGGAAAACCUCGCUGUCAAUGGUAAAUUGAUUGUCUACCUUUCGACUCAGACCGGCACUCCUGCCGCAAGUGCCCCCGCUUCGGCAGCGCAGCCUCAGACCGCGCCUCCUCCAACCCUCCCUGUUCCCGACAACAAUGGAUCUGCGGUCAGUCUCAACACUUCUGCAGGACCUUCAGGACGUCCCGCAAAUAAACUUCGACCAGUCAACGUUGUCUCCGACGAACCUGACAGUCCUUCUGUCUCAAACGAACCUUCUACACCUGCUGUCGCCGCUGCACCUACUUCAUUAUCACAACCUCCUAUGACCAACGCUGCUGCUGCCGCCUCGACAGGUCCUCCCGUCGUCAACCCGACUUCUCAAGCUGCCGUCACUGGUCAGACCGGUGCCACCACACCUGGAGGUCAUCAUUUUGACUCUCAUUCUGACCAGCUUGGACCUCUUCCUCCCGGAUGGGAAAGACGUAUUGAUCAUUUGGCUCGUACUUACUAUGUCGAUCAUAACACUCGUACCACCACUUGGAACCGACCCAGUGACAACGUCUCGUCAAACACCGCCACACAAGCCAACUCCACCGGUGAGGCUCGUGCAAGACACAAUCAACGUACCCUUGCCGAUGAUAUGCUCGACGUUCAACCUCAGCAAACGGGUCCUGUCACUCCCGCCACAGGUGGUGGCGGUGCGGUGCCAUUGACCACUGGAGGUGUCACCACCGCUGGGUCUGGUCCACUCCCCGCUGGUUGGGAACAACGAUUCACCCCAGAAGGAAGACCUUACUUUGUGGAUCACAACACACGUACCACCACAUGGGUCGACCCUCGUCGCCAGACACUUCUUCGAGUCAUCGGACCUGGUCAGGGUAAUCUGUCUGUCCAACCUCAAACCGUUAGUCAACUUGGCCCUCUUCCCAGUGGAUGGGAAAUGCGACUCACUUCUACGGCCCGAGUUUACUUUGUCGAUCACAACACCAAGACUACCACUUGGGAUGACCCUCGACUUCCGUCCUCGUUGGACCAGAAUGUACCUCAGUAUAAGCGUGACUUCCGUCGUAAACUCAUUUACUUUAGAUCUCAACCCGCUCUGCGCUCCAACACCGGACAAUGUCACAUUAAAGUCUCUCGGGAAAAUAUAUUCGAAGGCAGUUAUACUGAGAUUAUGCGUCAAUCUCCUAAUGAUCUAAAGAAACGACUCAUGAUCAAGUUUGAAGGUGAAGAUGGAUUGGAUUAUGGUGGUCUUUCCAGAGAAUUCUUCUUCUUGCUCUCUCACGAAAUGUUCAACCCAUUUUAUUGCUUGUUCGAAUAUUCCGCACAUGACAAUUACACCUUACAAAUCAACCCUAACUCCGGUGUGAACCCAGAGCAUCUGAACUACUUCAAAUUCAUUGGUCGUGUGGUCGGUCUGGGCAUUUUCCAUCGUCGUUUCCUUGAUGCCUACUUCAUCGUCUCUUUUUACAAGAUGAUAUUGAAGAAGAAAAUCUCUCUUCCAGAUUUGGAAUCGGUCGAUGCGGGUUUAUUCCGUGGGUUGAUGUGGAUGUUGGAGAAUGAUAUCACGGAUGUGAUUGAGGAUACGUUUUCUAUCUCGGAAGAACAUUUCGGAGAGCUUGUGACGGUUGAUUUGAAGGAGAAUGGUAGGGAUAUUGAGGUGACGGAGGAGAACAAGAAGGAAUAUGUCGACCUCGUCACCGAAUACAGAAUCUCGAGACGCGUCGCCGAACAAUUCGAAGCGUUCAUGAGCGGCUUUAACGAGCUCAUUCCUCAAGAGCUGAUCAAUGUUUUCGACGAGCGCGAGUUGGAGCUUCUCAUUGGGGGAAUGUCUGAAAUUGACGUGGAUGAUUGGCAGAAGCAUACCGAUUAUAGAGGAUAUAACCCCUCUGACGAAGUCGUCGAGUGGUUCUGGAAGAUCGUCAAGGCUUGGCCUGCGGAACGCAAGUCGCGUCUCCUUCAAUUCACCACUGGUACAUCGAGAAUCCCCGUCAAUGGGUUCAAAGAUCUACAAGGGUCUGAUGGACCGAGGAGGUUUACCAUUGAGAAAGCUGGUGAGAUUACUCAAUUGCCGAAGAGUCAUACUUGUUUCAACCGAAUCGAUCUCCCAGCUUACAAAUCUUAUGACGUGCUGGAACAGAAAUUGACCAUUGCCGUGGAAGAGACUCUUGGUUUCGGACAAGAAUAACGGCCUCGUGUAUUUAACUUUCUCUCUUAUCUUACCUUCCUCCGCUCUCAUCUUAACCCCCUUUUCGAAAUCAAACCCUUCACUCACCACCACUCGCACUCGAGAAUAGAAUGGACGUAGGUAGUAUCUGUACCAUACUGUGCUUGCGAAAUGUACUGUCAUGCAUCCCGUUCGUAAUC